This is a messenger RNA of Nerophis lumbriciformis (worm pipefish), 384 nucleotides long. The record is from RefSeq and is a predicted model, not a curated record. NCBI's taxonomy places the organism in Eukaryota, Metazoa, Chordata, Actinopteri, Syngnathiformes, Syngnathidae.
AUGUCUGGCUACAACCCGGACGAAAAGCUCCGCUUCGAUCAGCUCACCAAGCUCCGAAGGCAGUGGCUGAAGGACCAGGAACUCAGUCCGAGGGAACCCGUUGUUCAGGCCAAACCACCCGGCGCCGUCGCUAAAUUCUGGGCUGGUUUUCUGGAGCCCAAGAGCCUAUGGAGGCUUUAUACAUACAAAGCCUACAAAGGGGGUGUUUUCACAUUAACACGCCUCUUGAUACCUGCCUGGAUUGUCCACUACUACGUCAAAUACCAUGUUGCUAAAAGGCCAUACGGCAUUGUGGAGUUGAAACCCAAGCUUUUCCCAGGUGAUGUUAUUCUGGAGACAGGCGAAGUUGUUCCAGACCUCCCUGAGAGCCACAGCCAUCAUUGA